AUUAUUCUCAUUGCACAACCCAUACAGAGGGAAGCAGAAGCUUCUCUCAAGCUGCUCGUGUGCCUGUAGCAGUGAUGCAGCCCUUCAGCGCUUUGCCGGCCUACCUUUGCCCUUCGCUUGAGGGCACCAUGGCGACUGCUCGCCUCGCGAUCCCGCGUCGACUGCGAACCUCCUACAUUGCCCUGAGUCGACGGUCGUUCUCCAGCCGCCGUCAUGAGAUGUCCUCCUCUCAGUUCCAUCGCUCUGACUUCGCCAAUCAGCCGUUCACAGGCACGUACGAGCCUGGAACGCCCACCGGAGGUCCUCUCGGCGGCGCAUCCUAUGGCACACCUAGACUCACACCUAAGAUGCUGAAGCAGCAUCUCGAUCAAUUCGUGGUCGGACAAGAAAGAGCAAAGAAAGUCCUUAGCGUUGCUGUCUUCAAUCACUACCAGAGGAUCCAGGAGCUGCAAAGGAGAGAAGAGGAGGAGGAAGAGUUGGUAGCCCAGAGAGAACGAAGGGAGCGUCAUCCAGUCGAGGAUGAAUUUCCCGGUCAACAGCCCACCAUCCGACUAGGUAGUGGGCGGACAUCUACAUUCGAUCCUCGCACCGGUGGCACACCACUAGUCGACACGAGUCCCCUCACACUGGAGAAGUCAAAUAUACUACUGCUGGGCCCCAGCGGCGUUGGGAAGACGUUAAUGGCCAAGACGCUCGCACGAGUACUCUCGGUACCAUUUUCCAUGUCGGACUGCACACCAUUUACUCAAGCCGGCUACAUUGGUGAAGAUGCAGAGGUUUGCGUCCAUCGGUUACUGGCUGCUGCAAAUUAUGAUGUCGAAAGAGCUGAGCGAGGCAUCAUAUGUCUAGACGAAGUUGACAAAAUUGCAACAGCCAAGGUCAGCCAUGGCAAAGAUGUCUCAGGGGAAGGCGUACAGCAAGCCUUGUUGAAACUCAUUGAAGGCACCACUAUCCAAAUACAGGCCAAACCCGAACGCAAUGCACCUCGAGCAGGUGGGCAAUCCCAGGCUUAUCCGACUAACAGUCCUCUAGGUGCUGGCUUCUCAUCUGGCUCGACAGGCGCUGCAGCUACACCCGUGAAGGGCGAGGUCUACAAUGUCAGAACCGAUAACAUCCUCUUUAUAUUCAGCGGCGCUUUCAUCGGGCUUCAAAAGCACAUCCUCGACCGACUGACCAAAGGAAGCAUCGGAUUCGGAGCUAGUGUACGAUCCAGCUCUAACUUGAUCUCAUACGGCCGAGAUCAGAAGUCGACGAGCAAUGCUCCAAUACCCAUCUUACCCGGAUCCCAAGAAGAGGAAUUAUAUAAGAAACACUUGCCGUUCUUCACUCCAACCCUGGCGCCCGAAGAAACCACAGUUGACGGAACGCCUGUCGAACCAAACUAUUUCAACCCAUUGGACUUGGUCACUCCAGCUGAUCUUCAGUCGUAUGGCUUCAUUCCUGAGCUUGUUGGCCGCAUACCUACAGCGACGGCCUUGUCUGCGCUCACACACUCAAUGCUACUGCGAAUUCUGACAGAACCUCGCAACAGUCUCGUGGCUCAGUAUGUCACACUAUUUUCUCUUUCCGGUAUCGAGCUCCGCUUUACAACACCAGCUCUGCAUGUGAUUGCUUCGAAUGCACUUCAUAUGGGUACCGGGGCUCGUGCCCUUCGUACAGAGAUGGAGACCAUUCUAGGUGAUGCUAUGUUUGAAGCACCGGGCAGCAGUGUAAAGUACGUUCUCGUCACAGAACACGUAGCGAAACGGGAGGAAGGAGCCGUCUAUUUCGGGAGAGGUCAAGGUGGGAAGUUCCAUGCCAUGAUUGCUCAGGAGGAAGGUGACUGGGAGGAUCAACAGAAACGCAAGAGUCCGAAGAAGAACGAGAGUAUGACUGCCAGCUUCGAGGAUUGGAGGACGAAGUCGACCACCGCGGCCGGUAGUGGAGGUUGAGCUCGUUUCUGUAUCCGUCUGGGGAAGAUACGAUGACGAUUGACGAAUGAUGAAGUAUUACAACAGCAACAUCCAUCUGGCUUGUUCGCUGGCAACUACAAGUCCGCUACCAGUUCCAACAGCACUCGCGCAAGACCAGCUCCUGCCGUAGUGUGGCAGCGUCCAUCUGCCCUUCGGCCUUGCUGGAUCGGGAGGCUUCCGUCGCCAUCAAUGACCGCCCUAAUCUUGCCCUGGCCAACUCCCUCCCCAUAUUGACCAACUUCCUCGCCAAGUCCCAACUCUACUGCCUCACCUGCACAUUUGGGAAAGAUGAAGGGUCAUAUAUUGAAGAGCUCAAUUCUCCUCUCAAAUUCGGGUCGUCACCACAAUCCCCCAGCCGAAGACUGCGGACCCUUGAAAUGACCUUGCGACCGAUUUACCUGUGGUACGUUUCGCGUUAUGGUAUGAUGCAUAGGCUGAAAAACUCGAAAUCUCCCUAGUUGGACAGUCUGCUAACGCCCGCUACCUUGGAAGGGCCCUCCUUGGUAGGCAGGGUGGCACGGGUUUUCUCUUUUUGUCGAUUUGGUUGAGGGUUCGAUCCUUGCCCGUGAGGCUUGCAUCAGCUGCCUUUUUUGAGCGACUCUGCCUGGUUAUUGCUGCUAGUGGGAAGGCGGGCUGGUUGGUGCGAGGUGUGGCAGAAACGGGGAGUGCGAACACUUGGCGAGGAAGAAGUGUAAUACCGACAUUAAACCUGGGCUGGACGCAAGACGAGUCCUGAGAAUCAUACUCGAUGCUGAGAGGAAACUGGUGCAAUCGAUGAACACGCUCGCAGCCGCAGAACCUACCGCCCUCCAUCGCUGAGCAUGCGGUUACAUUCCACUGGUUCAGCUCUUCGGUAGCGUUACAAUGUCUAUGAUGCGGAGGGGGAAGCAGCCAACGUAAGUUAGUCUAGUUCGAUUCAUCAUACUUGUCAAAAGCAAAAGAUGUUCAAAAAAGGAUGAAAGGCUGGGGAUAGAGCUGGCUGAACGAAGUGACUCCUGAUGGGACCAGGAGUCAGAUAACAUUAUAGAUAAGCCUGCAAAACACAAUACGAUGCCGAAUCUGA
Molecule: messenger RNA, 3015 nt
Organism: Exophiala xenobiotica
Lineage: Eukaryota; Fungi; Ascomycota; Eurotiomycetes; Chaetothyriales; Herpotrichiellaceae
Product: ATP-dependent Clp protease, ATP-binding subunit ClpX
Exons: 1
Coding region: 75-1931 (618 amino acids)
Biological process (GO): proteolysis; protein catabolic process
Cellular component (GO): mitochondrial matrix
Molecular function (GO): ATP hydrolysis activity; ATP binding
Source: RefSeq, a predicted model, not a curated record